AAUUCUCUAUGAAAGUUUCGAAUCUGAAAACGUUUAGAUAUUUGAAACAAUUAGAAUUAUCUUAAGCAUCAUUAAUUUUAAAUUGUGCUACAUGCUAUGUAUAAAAAUUCUGAUUGGCGAUUAUACUUUUUUUGAUUUACUAUUAAUACAACAUAAUAUAGUAAUGAUGAUUUAGAUAACUUAUAAUUAAAGAGUCUACUUAAGAGUUUAUAUGAGAUAAAUAUUUUUUUAAUCCAUAAUAUGAGGUACCAUAGUAUUAUAGAUUCAAUAAAAACAAUUUCCAAAAAUUAUUAUACCCUUAGUGAACAAAAUUAUGCUAAACAAAUAAGAAAUGCAACUGUGGUGUGUACAAAUCACUUGACUCCUGAAAUAAAAUUGCAUUUAAUUACUGAAAAAUGCCAGCUGUGGCAUUCACCCGCAAGUGAAUGUCAGUUUGACGACCCAUUCUGGGCAUUUUAUUGGCCUGGUGGCCAAGCUAUUUCCAGGUUUAUACUAGAUAACAGCAAGUAUGUGUAUAACAAAACAAUUUUGGAUAUUGGUAGUGGUAGUGCUGCAUGCAGUCUUGCAUCAGCUUUAGCAGGUGCCAAUAAAGUUACAGCUAAUGACAUAGAUCCUGUUGCAUGUGUAGCAGCUAAGCUAAAUGCUCAGUUAAACAACAUCAACAUUGAUGUCUUGUCCAAAAAUAUUUUGUUCAAUGAUUGUUCACAAUGGGAAGUUAUCAUUGUUGGAGAUAUGUUUUAUUCACAAGAUAUAGCUGAUGUACUGUGGAAAUGGUUGGAUAUGUUGUGUAACCAAGGGAAAACUAUUCUGAUCGGUGAUCCGGGUAGACAUUGUUUUAAGCCUAAACGUCAUUUACAGGAGCGAUUAAAAAAACUUGAAGAAUACAAAUUAACAGAGAAUUGUUGUUUGGAAAAUCGAGGAUUUUCAACUGCAUCUGUUUGGAUUUUAGAAUAAAAUUAUUAGGUAUAUUAAAAAAAAAAAAACUAAGCUAUUUUAUACAGUUAAUUUAUUGAUCAAAAUUUGUCCAAAUAUAUUAAAAUUAUACAAUGCAAU
Molecule: messenger RNA, 1053 nt
Organism: Rhopalosiphum maidis (corn leaf aphid)
Lineage: Eukaryota; Metazoa; Arthropoda; Insecta; Hemiptera; Aphididae
Product: electron transfer flavoprotein beta subunit lysine methyltransferase-like
Exons: 3
Coding region: 241-954 (237 amino acids)
Biological process (GO): peptidyl-lysine trimethylation
Cellular component (GO): mitochondrial matrix
Molecular function (GO): protein-lysine N-methyltransferase activity
Source: RefSeq, a predicted model, not a curated record